Acanthosepion pharaonis is the source of this 630-nucleotide messenger RNA. The record is from the annotation of a GenBank genome assembly. Lineage: Eukaryota; Metazoa; Mollusca; Cephalopoda; Sepiida; Sepiidae.
AUGAACAAAGAAGUCAGCACUGGGACCACAAUUGCAGCUGUUGAGUUCAAAGAUGGUGUCGUUAUUGGUGCUGAUUCUCGAACAACAACUGGACCGUACAUUGCCAAUCGUGUAUCUAACAAGUUAACCAAAGUGACCGACUACAUUUACUGUUGUCGGUCUGGCUCAGCUGCCGAUACAGAAGCUGUCUCAGACAUCGUGCAUUACCAUCUCAGUUUCUACAGAAUGGAAUUGGGUGAAGAACCUAGAGUCAGAGUAGCAGCUCAUAUCUUCAAGGAUUUGUGUUACAAUUAUAGAGACAGUAUAACUGCAGGCAUUAUUGUGGCUGGUUGGGAUAAACACAGAGGAGGCCAGGUAUUUAGCAUUCCAAUUGGAGGAAUGAUCACUCGGAUGCCAUUUGCUAUUGGAGGCUCAGGAAGUACAUAUCUUUAUGGUUUUGUUGAUGCCAAUUACAAAUCUGGAAUGUCUAAAGAAGAAUGUCUCAAAUUCACUGCAAAUGCUCUGGCCUUAGCAAUGAGCAGAGAUGGCAGCAGUGGCGGCAUCAUCAACCUGGCAGCUAUCACAAAACAUGGCGUUGAGAAGAUUAUCUUGACUGGUGAUGAAAUACCAAAAUUUAAUGAAGAAUUUUAA